AAAAAACUCCAGAGCUAAACAAACAAACUUAUUAUUUUAAUAAUAUUAGCUCUGUUGAAUUAUAAAUGAUUGUCUAUUUCAAUUAUAGGUAUCAUGCAACAUGGCUUUUCUGCAUAUUCCUGAAAAUAUGCCACCGACGAACCUCGACGGAGGUUUCCACCUUGCUUGAAACCUCCUAUACUCUUCUACAUCGAUUCCCAACUCAAAUCGUUGUGCACAACCCUUGCUUUCACAACAAGUCCUCUUUGAGGCAUUCCGACAAACACCUAGCAGAUGGCCGACGACUCUGCAGUCACCAUUUACGGCAACACCACCGUGUCGGAUCUCAACAAAAAAGAUCAAAAUCCCUUCUCAGUCAAGGUCGGACUAGCUCAACGGCUUAGUGGCGGAGCAAUUAUCCAUGUGACAAACGUCAACCAAGCCAAGAUCGCUGAAUCCGCCGGAGCUUGCUGUGUGAUUGUAUCGGAACCAUCAACACCCACCUCCGGCAUUUCACGGAUGUUAGAUCCAGCUGUUAUUAAAGAAAUCCAAGAAUCUGUCCCGAUUCCCGUAAUGGCAAAAGCCCGAGUCGGCCAUUUUGUCGAAGCACAGGUACUUGAAGCCAUUGGCGUUGAUUACAUAGACGAAAACGAGCUUCUUGCUGCAGCCGACGAGGAUAACUUCAUCAACAAACAUAACUUUCGUGUCCCUUUCGUGUCAGGUUGUCGGGAUUUGGGAGAGGGGUUGAGGAGAGCGAGAGAAGGUGCGGCGAUGAUUAGAACUCAAGGAGAUCAAUCUGGAUCUGGCGACAUUGUUGACACAGUCCGAAAUGUAAGAAAAGUAAUGGGAAAAAUUAGGGUUCUAACAAACAUGGAUGAAGAUGAAGUCUUCACAUUCGCAAAAGAAUUGGGUGCACCUUACGACAUUGUUGCACAAACCAAGCAACUGGGUAGGCUUCCUGUAGUCCAUUUUGCUUCUGGAGGUAUUGUCACACCUGCAGAUGCUGCUCUCAUGAUGCAAUUGGGUUGCGAUGGAGUCUUCAUCGAUUCUGAAAUUUUCAACUCUUCAGAUCCUUACAAACAAGUUCGAUCUAUUGUGCAGGCUGUUAGAAACUACAAUGAUGUUCAUAUGUUAACAGGGCUCAAUCUUAGAGACAAUGGAGGUAGUAGUUACUAGCUACUGAAUCUAAAAAUCAAAACUUUAAUUUCAAUAUGAUAUAACAAGAAAACUUGUGAUAACAAAAUAAAUUGCAACCCUUUCUUGAA
Messenger RNA from Lactuca sativa (garden lettuce), 1244 nucleotides. RefSeq names its product pyridoxal 5'-phosphate synthase-like subunit PDX1.2. Gene Ontology annotation, biological process: amino acid metabolic process; pyridoxal 5'-phosphate biosynthetic process; pyridoxine biosynthetic process. The record is from RefSeq and is a predicted model, not a curated record. Lineage: Eukaryota; Viridiplantae; Streptophyta; Magnoliopsida; Asterales; Asteraceae. Gene Ontology annotation, molecular function: amine-lyase activity.